Eimeria tenella is the source of this 2640-nucleotide messenger RNA. RefSeq lists its product as uncharacterized. The coding region runs from base 1 to 2640 and encodes 879 amino acids. NCBI's taxonomy places the organism in Eukaryota, Apicomplexa, Conoidasida, Eucoccidiorida, Eimeriidae. The record is from RefSeq and is a predicted model, not a curated record. Gene Ontology annotation, molecular function: protein binding. The transcript is spliced from 8 exons.
AUGGCACCCAGCACGGGGGCCCCCUCGGGGGGCCCCCCAGGAGAGGCGAGUGUCCCUAACAGCGUUCCAGCGGUUGCUGCUGAAGCAGCAGACCAAAAGCAGCAAGCAGCAGCAGCAGCAGCAGCGGCGCAGCCACAUGCAGGGGCUGCCACUCUAAAUGGCAGCACCACACAGGGAACUGAAGGAACUGCUGCUUCUACGCCGCCGCUAGCAGCAGUUUCCUCCACUGCAGCAGAGCCAGCAGCAGCAGCACCGGAGGCAGCAGCAGCAGCAGCAGAGGCAGCAGCAGCAGCAGCAGCAGAGGCAGCAGCAGCAGCACCAGAGGCAGCAGCAGCGGCAGCACCGGAGGCAGCAGCAGCAGCAGCGCCGGAGGCAGCAGCAGUAGCAGCACCAGAGGCAACAGCAACAGCUUUGGAGGCGGCAGCGGCACAAGGUGCUUUGCCCGCAGCAGAAGCUGCAGCAUUGCCGGAAGCAGUAGCAGCGGCACCUGCAGCAGCAGUACCUGCAGCAGCAGCACCUGCAGCAGCAGGGGCACCACUGGAGCAAGGCGCAGCAACAGCAGCGCCUGCUGCUUCUGCUGGUUCCGACUCUGUAGCUGCUGCAUCUCAGUCAGCAUCACUUCUACCGCCGUCAACAGCAGCAGCAGCAGCAGCGCCUGGCGCGACAGCAGACCCUGCAGCAGCAGCAGCAGCAGCACCUGCAGCAGCUUCCCUCUCAGGAGCAGCACCGGCGGCAGCAGCAGACCCUGCGGGACCAUCGCCCUCGCCAUCAACAGCAGCGCCAGCAGCAGCUCCAGCAGCAGCAGCAGCAGCAGCAGCAGCGGGUUUGCCCUCCUUGUCGUCUGCAGUGCACGGGUGGGGCUGCGCGUCUGGGGAGCUUUAUUUGUCGGGUUUUGAAAAGUCCCAAAUUGAAAAUUAUUUUCUGUCUUUGGGGGCCCCCCCGGGGGGCCCCUGGCGGCUAGUUUCAGUACCCGAUUGGGGCCCCCGAGGAGACCCGAAGGGCAAGAAGAGCAGCAGCUUCCGGCGGUCUCAGGGGGCCCCUGGGGGCCCCCCUGGGGGCCUCGCGCUGCAGUACCCUGCUGCGCCGGGUCCCGCAGCAGCAGCAGCAGCGGCGGAGGGCGCGCGGCGGUCGUCGGUGGCGAGCAGCAGCAGCAGCAGCAGCAGCAGCAGCAGCUCUUCGGCGGUCGCGGCGGAGCUUCCCAAGACGCGUUCCUCUCGCCUGCGUGCUGCGCAGGGGCCCCUGGACAACGGGGGCCCCCCGGGUCCCCCGUCACGGAUUCUGGUGGAGCUCUGCAAACAGCCCGUGUGUCUCCCCUUUUUGCCAAAAGUGUCUCCGAAAGACGCGCACUACGGCGAGCUGGCGCGGAAGGUGUACCCUGCGGUGCCGCUGAGUCUGGAGACGGUGCUGCAGCGGCUGCAGCAGGGCUGCUACAGCAGCAGCGCGGAAGUUUUCAACGAAGUCUACAGUGUCUUUCUCUGCGCCUUCCGCUUCUACCAGCCCGGCCACCAGUACUGGAUGAUGGCCCACGAGGCUGCGCUCGCCUUCGGGGCCUUGGCGGCCGGCGAGCCGCUCGCUGCGGCCUUCCAGCAGCAGCAGCAGCAGCAGCAGCAGCAGCAGCAGCAGCAGCAGCAGGGCGACCCCGCGCACUGGCAGCACGCUGCCGGCGCGCCGGACGCCAGGAAACACAGGGAAGCUGCCGACGGUCGCGGAAAAACCAGGGCCGCAAAGGGAACGCCAGCAGCAGCAGCAGCAGCAGCAGCAGCAGCAGCAGAUGCGCCCGUGUCUGUGGAGGAGCGCCAGGCCUUCCAGGAGCUGCUGGCCCAAAUGAACAUGGACGCCCACUUCCAACUGUACAACACCUUCAAAGACAGGGCCAAGUGGAUUUCCUUCGACACGGGAGAAGUCGAACUCGAUGAUGGCGCCACGCUGCCAUUCGUCUUCAGAGAAAUGGUCCAGUGGUGCAGAGGCCAAGUGCUGCAGUCGCAGAACCAAGCAGCAGCAGCAGCAGCAGGGGCCCCACAGCAAGGCGUUGCUGCUGCUGCUGCCCCGCUGCAACAAACUGCAGUAGACGAAUCCAGGGGCCUGGGGCCCCCCGCGAAGCGGCUGAGGGCCUCCGAGGGAAGUGUCUCUUCAGACUCUUCAGCAGGAAGGCAGCGACAGAAGCAGCAGCAGCGAAUGCGGCAGCAGCAGCUGAGCCAGCAAAAUUACCAACAGCAGCAGCAGCAGCAGCAGCAGCAGCAGCAGCAGCAGCAGCAGGAGCUACGGCUGCGUUGCAGCAAGCGCUUUAUCGCUUUCUUUUCUUUUUGCCAAAAAAGAGUACUGCAGAAGCUCACUUUCAGCAGCAGCAGCAGCAGCACAGCAGCAGCAGCAGACACAGCAGCAGCAGCAGACACGGCAACAGCAGCAGACACGGCAGCAGCAGCAGACACAGCAACAGCAGCGAAACAGCUGCAGCUGCUGCAGCUGAAACUUUGUUUGCAAUCCUCGCUGCACAAGCAGCGGCAUCAGCAGUACCAUGAGCAGCUGCACUACAGCGACAGCAACAGCAGCAGCAGCAACAGCAGCAGCAGCAGCAGAAGCAGCACGAGCACUUGCGGUGUGAAGGCACUUGAGGCCGAAAGGGCACGAGACCCCCUAUAA